This is a messenger RNA of Rhagoletis zephyria (snowberry fruit fly), 964 nucleotides long. Its product is annotated as queuine tRNA-ribosyltransferase subunit QTRTD1 homolog. NCBI's taxonomy places the organism in Eukaryota, Metazoa, Arthropoda, Insecta, Diptera, Tephritidae. The record is from RefSeq and is a predicted model, not a curated record.
UUUGUAUUACUGUUUUAUAUUUUGAUUUGUUUACCCCGAACGACGUCGGGUUAGGGUUAUCACAGAAUCCAUGGUAGUCCGAGUUUUGGUAAAAUUUACGAAAACGCGAUGACUGAAUCCGAAUUGCUAAGAACGUGAUUCAGAGCGUAGCUAUUCGAAUUCAAUGAUAACAUCGGACUACGAUGGAUUCUGUGAUAGCCCUGAUUCCUUGACGAAUCUAUGAAUUUUACUUUAGUACCGAUUGUUGGUGGAUACAGUAUAUUUGCCCGAUCAGAUUCUAUUAAACAUGCCAAAGCGAAAGGAGCGAACGCAACUGGCGGUUACAUAUUUGAAGGUUUUCAUAAUUAUGGGCUCAGCGCGACACAAAUAGAUGCAUCUCAGUUAAUAACUGUGAUGACUCAUUGUUUGAAGGAACUACCUGCUGACAAACCAAAAAUGUUGCCUGGGGCAUACACACCACCAGUAAUAUUGGAACUAAUAUCUUUAGGAGUAGAUAUUUUCGACACGUCUUAUGCCUACUGUGCUACAACGAAUUUUAAAGCGUUCACAUUUAGUCUUGAUAUAACAGACGAAAACAGCGCAAUUAUGGAUCCAUUCUUGGACAUAACUAAUGAUGGUCUAAAGGAGGAUUUUACGCCAAUAUUAGCAAGUUGUUCUUGCCUAACUUGCAAGAAGCACACGCGUGCUUAUUUAUACCACCUGUAUAAAACCAAUGAGUUGCUUGGGCCAAUCUUAGCAAUGAUACACAACUUACACCACCUGAUACAGUUUUUCAAUAUCAUUCAUACGUGUAUUGCCGAAGACAAGCUGCCGGAAUUAAUUCAACACAUUAAAUUGCAGGGAUGUAAUAAUGCUAUAGAUUAUAGUAUUAAGCCAAAUGCUAAAACAAGCAAAAAUGAUAAGGGAAAAGGUUUUGCUAUUAUCAGGGACGGGCUGUAACUAAUUAUAUGUAAGAUUUGGAUUU